Messenger RNA from Spea bombifrons (plains spadefoot toad), 541 nucleotides. It is a transcript of the gene GABARAPL1, whose product is annotated as GABA type A receptor associated protein like 1. NCBI's taxonomy places the organism in Eukaryota, Metazoa, Chordata, Amphibia, Anura, Pelobatidae. The record is from RefSeq and is a predicted model, not a curated record. The coding region runs from base 164 to 517 and encodes 117 amino acids. The transcript is spliced from 4 exons. Gene Ontology annotation, cellular component: cytosol; autophagosome membrane; autophagosome. Gene Ontology annotation, biological process: autophagosome assembly; cellular response to nitrogen starvation; macroautophagy. Gene Ontology annotation, molecular function: ubiquitin protein ligase binding; GABA receptor binding.
UCAUCACAGUCUUUGUUUGGCUCAGAGGGCUCCGCCCAGUGGGGCGUGUCUUAGAACGUCACAUUGUCCCUUCUGGGCUCCUUGUGAUCGCGGAGGGUAUACAGGUUUAAAGGGAUUGAUCAGCAGCGGAGAACGUACGUCUGGACCUCAUACCGGGGUAGCUAUGAAAUUCCAAUACAAAGAGGAUCAUCCGUUCGAGUACAGGAAGAAAGAGGGGGAGAAGAUCAGGAAGAAGUACCCGGACAGGGUCCCUGUCAUUGUGGAAAAGGCCCCUAAAGCACGGGUUCCAGAUCUGGACAAAAGGAAGUACCUGGUGCCAUCAGACCUCACAGUUGGCCAGUUUUACUUCCUAAUCAGGAAGCGGAUUCAUCUUCGCCCUGAGGAUGCUCUGUUUUUCUUUGUCAACAAUACUAUCCCCCCCACGAGCGCUACCAUGGGGCAACUGUAUGAGGACAACCACGAAGAAGACUUCUUUCUGUAUGUGGCCUACAGCGAUGAGAGUGUGUAUGGAAAAUGAAGCCAAAGAUGGAGAAUUGCAAUC